Molecule: messenger RNA, 42527 nt
Organism: Coregonus sp. 'balchen'
Lineage: Eukaryota; Metazoa; Chordata; Actinopteri; Salmoniformes; Salmonidae
Source: the annotation of a GenBank genome assembly
AUGUCCUGGUUUAGCGGCUUCCUAGUGGCCAGAGUGGACGACCGCAAGACCUCGUGGGGGGAGCGCAAUGGCAAGAAGUCCAAGCAGAAGGGAGGCUCAUCCUUCUGCAACCCGCGUUACAUGAGCUGCCUGCGGGACCCGGACGCCAUGGAGCCCCCCUCUGGAGCCCCCCUCCACCCCCACCACCGCGGAGGGGGGGCUGGGGCGGCGGGCGGGGGGGGCAACUUUGGCGUGCGCUGCAUCUGGCAAGAAGACCACUAUGGCAAACGGGGCGGCGCCACCGGGGAAGGGGUGGGGCUCAAAUCUGUCGACCUGGGCUUUGAGGACGGGGACCUGAAAGGGAGGAAGGGGGGGUGUAGCGGGGGUGGUGGGGAAGGGGGGGAAGAGGGUCCCAAUGGGGAAGGGGAGGUGACGGUGGCGGACUGCUGGCUGCGGGUGAUGCAGGUGUUCCAGUCCAAGAAAUUCCAGUCUCAUAAACUGGAGCGUCUGUACCAGCGCUACUUCUUCAGGCUCAACCAGAGCUCCCUCACCAUGCUGAUGGGGGUGCUUGUGAUCGUGUGCGGCGUGAUGCUUACCUUCCAUUGUGUCCAUGCACCCCCGGACGUGGCCUACUCCUCGGCCCUCUCUGUGGCCAUGGCCUUGUUCAUGGCCUUCAUGUUUGUGUGUAACCGGAACGGCUUCCACCAGGACUACAUGUGGAUGGUGAGCUACCUGGUCAUCGGGGUGCUGUUGCUGGUGCAGGUGUUCGGGGUGCUGAUGGUGGCGCCUCGCAGCGCGUCUGAGGGCAUCUGGUGGUCUGUCUUCUUCAUCUACAUCAUCUACACGCUGCUGCCUGUCAGGAUGAGAGCAGCCGUGCUGAGCGGAGGGGUGCUCUCCACCAUUCACCUGGUCACCACCUGGCAGUUCAACCAGGAAGACGUGUUCCUCUGGAAACAGGUAGGAACUCAGCCUGCUCCCAAUCCAUCAUAGAGAUAUAGUAUAUGUUCUAUAUAAUUAUGUGGGUGCCAUAGUGUACACAACUGAAGGCAACUCUUCUAUUGUUGCUAAGUGACGUCUUUGGCAUGACAAUGAAUAAACACAGACAGGACUAUCCAAAUAAAUUGUGACCGGCACUACUCCUUUGGCUGUCCGGCUAUGUUAAUUGACUGAGUUUUUGCUUUGGCUUGAGCGUAGGCCUUCAUUCCACUCACGGUUGAUGAGACAUUUGGGUGAUGACCCAUAUAGGCAGCAGCUUACUAGCCCACUUUUUUGGGUUAGAUGGGCUUCUUGGCCUGCAGUUUGUUGUAUUAAUUGAUUUCUACGACUGCAGUGAGUGUGUCUUUGCAAGCUGAUACUUUGUGGUAUCUGGGUCUUGCUCUUGGACCUACAACACAGGCUACAAUAUUAUUAUUGUAUCAGUGCAGCCAACCAUGUGGUACUAGUCUGACAAGACAUUGUUUUCAGGACCAUCAUUUUGAAUAAGAUUUUACCAACCUAGGGCAACUCUUAGGGCAACAUAUAUCCAUUGUUUUUGUCUAAAUUGCUCAGCUCAGUACAUUUGGUUGGGAAUCAUUGCUGGACAACAAUAUUCAAACCUUGUCUCUGAUUCUCAAGCAGAUUUAAGUCAGGACUGAGACUGGACCAUUCAGGAACAGUCAACACCUCUUGGAAAUACCAUUCUGGUGUCUUUGGCAUUAAAAUGGGUGUUAUUGUCCCGCUGAAAAAAACCCCUCUAUCCCAGGGUUUUCAGAAGACUGAGGCAGUUUAUCCGAUAACUUUUUACAUAGUCUUUGCUUCUUUCAUAUUUAAUUUGAUCCUGACAAACUCCCAAGUCCCUGCUGUUGACAAGCAUACAAAUAACAAUGAUGCUGCUACCACAAUACUUGAAAAUGUUACUUGAAUACUUGAAUUUCCGUUCACUUUGAGUAGGUUGUGUAGAUCAGUAAGAAAAUAAAUCAAAUGUAAUUCCUUUUUAGAUUACAUUUUAAGGCAGCAAAAUGUAAAGACGUUUUGGUCACUGGAUGGAACAGUGUGUUUGUCACUGUGUUGUCAGUAUAUUUCUGAAUGUUUUGUAACAGUGUGUUUGUCAGUGUGUUGAGGCAGUGAGUGUGUGUGUGUGUGUGUGUGUGUGUGUGUGUGUGGGUGCGUGCAGGUGUGUGUGUGUGCGAGUGUGUAUAUGUGUGUUUGUGUAUGUACGUGUGUGUGUGUGGCCUACUGUAGGUUGUUUGUGCGUCAUGCCAAGGACCCAGGGGCUAGCUGAAGGUCAGUGGGCUAAAUGAACUGCCUCGGCCGGCCGGCUGUGUGUGUGUUUGUUUCUGCGUGCGUGUUUGUGUGUGUGUGUGUGUGUACGUGCGUGUGUGUAUGUUUUUGCACGUGCUAACAUGCACACUCGUGUAAGUGCGCAUGCUCAUGGCGCAUGCGGGUGUGAGUGAGUGUUUGCCAGAGAGAGAAUACCAUGGCCCAUGAUAAUAUAAAUCAGUAUCACUCAGGUCUCUGUGCUCCCACACAAGAGACACUUUGUACUUUUUCCAAGGGUGGGGGGUUCUGUAUGGAGGCUGAGGCUAGGUGCGUUCUGUACUACUGUAAUUGUUGUGUAACAGUUUAUGACCAUUGGGAGAAGGUAUGGGAGAGGAAUAAUGGGGCGAUCAUUCCAGGAAAAACAAUAAGGGGACACAGAAUAAUUUUUGGCUUCAAGGUAGAACAUUAGUCGUUAUAUGUUGAUUGAAGAGGACAUGAUUUGAUAACUGCCCACUGAGAGAGUGCUCAGCCUUGGUACAGGUUCACAUUUUCACAAGGCAAUUGUGCAUGAAAUAACUUCAUGUCAGAAUUAUAGGCUUUAUAUAUAUAUAGAUAUAUACACUGAGUGUACAAUAUUAGGAAGGUGUUAUAUGUCUAUACACAUAUUUUGUAGAAAACAGAAUUGUUUACCAAAGGACGUUAUUUGGGAAGAGGAAAAGGGAACCCAUUUGGUUUCCGUGAAAGAGAGAUAAGAGAUAGUUUACAACAUGUUGUUUUUCAUUCAUUGAGACAGAACUAUACUGGACUGUCACUCCUGACUAGACUCAUGCCUAUUAUUGAUCAAGCCACUGUAGGAAAGAUCACUGCUCAAGAAUAUGGUAGCCUGCCAACAUCUGUGUAACAUCUCUAUGGUGCUAUAUGGUGAGAACUGGGCUACUGGGCAUGUGCAUAAUGUAAAGGUGUUCUCAAUGACCCCCACAUCAUGCAUAUGACACAAUGCACAGAGUGUUUUGCUUGCUGUGGUAAAAUGAAUGAGGGUCCUAUUGAAUGAGCAGAGCCGAGCGAUGGUGAGAUCCUUCCUGUGAUCGUCCAUGUGUGUACAGGGCUGUACAGUAAUAAAGUGCCAUCCAUCACUUCUUUACGAUUGUGUGCAAGUAUUUCCCCUUUCUUUGAUAACUCAUUAACCACACUGGGUUUCUGUUGGCGUCGUUAGCCACAGAUAAUGAUGAACGAACACACGCACACAGUGUAAGGACAUUGUAGUGUAAUUAGGAUGCAGGGUAUGUUGUCUGCCUGUCACUCGUAUGUAUCGCUGGCCUCUCUCCACCUGUCACUGAUCCAAGCCCCCUGCUGAGAGCACGUCUCCCUGGGCUGGAUUACAACUCUAGAACCAGGAUGUGUUUGGGCCUUUAAUCUGUCAUGGUCUGUGUGGAAAUAAGACCUCUUCUUCACUCACUGGUGCUGUAGCCUUUUUAAUGUGUGUGUGUGACUGUGUGUGUGUGUGUGCAUAUGAAUGUGUGCGUAUGUGUGUGUUUCUGUGUGGGUUGAGGGACUGUACACAUAUUGUUUCCAUUUACAAUAAUGGAGGGCUGUGUUCUCUGAAAAGCCUUGGUGGGUAGAUGCUGUGUGUGUGCACACGUGUGUGUACACUGUAUGUGUGUUUGCAUGAUGCAUGUGUGAAUUUGCAAUUCCAAUGCAACUCUUAUAAGUCUUUAAAGAUUGUAAUAAUUGCAUAGCUUUAGAAAAAUCCUGGAAUAGCUUUACUGCUCGCUGAGAGGUCAAGGGCGAUUCAAAGAGUCUCCAGGCCAAACCCUUCACAGACUGUAGAUCCUGCACCUAGUAGAUCUGCUCACACUGUAGGGCUCCUCAGAUGCACGUCAUUAUCAUUUGUUUGUUUGUAUUUCCUUUGGCAGAACAAAGGGGAUUACAGAUCUAACACCCAGAUCAGAUCAUGGUUCAGGUAAAAAUGCUUUGUGGAGAGACUAUGCUAGACUAAUACCUUUAGCUGCAUCAUAGGUACUAAACUCUGUGUUUGGAACCAAAUAUUUCUUAUGGAUAACAUUUAGGUACAUGCCACUUAUUUUGUCACUUGGAUAGUCAUUAUAGCGUAUUGUGUGUAGUGUAGCCUAAAACUGCUGUUUUUAAUGUUUGGGUAUUUUUGUGUCGAAGCCAGCGAAAUAGACCUAAACUUCUUCUCAGUUUUUUAUUGUAAACAACCAAAUUAAACAUUUGGGAAGUAAGCCUCACUCAAUUAGAAAAUACUCUCUGCUCUUUCCUUCGCUCUCUCUUUGUAAUCCUGAAUGUCUUCUCUUUUCCCAGCUGGAAUCAAUUAACCACACACACACACACACACACACACACACACACACACAGACACACACAUGUGUGUGUAACCAUCUCACUGAGAAAUUGUCGUAAUAUUUGUGUGAUUCAGAUCUAAACAUUGGAAAAGUUGGUUCUUCUCAAUGUUCGGCCACCACAGACAAAUUAAACAGCAGAGACAAAGACAACACAGGAAGACACCACAAAGUGCAACUAUAAAUGACUAAGGACAUUUUUGUCCCCUUACGUAGUACAAGCUCAUUUGUUGUUCUGCGUAUUUAACAUUUCUGCUAACCAUUGUGUUGCGUCACAUGGAACAGUCUUAUCAGAGUCUGCGUCAUAGCAGCCACUCACUCUAUCCCUCUCUGUAUACACACACUUACACUCACAUUCGUGUGUGUGUACCAUGUCACACACACUAACACACACUCUCCCUCAUGCACAAGCACACACAUGCGCACACAGGCAGGCUGGCACGUACCCACACACUCAUACAGUGCCUUGCAAAAGUAUUCAUCCCCCUUGGCAUUUUUUAAAUUUGGAUUUCAUGUAAUGGACAUACACAAAAAAAGAAAAAGAGAAAGAAUAAAUAACGGAAAAGUGGUGCAUGCAUAUGUAUUCACCCCCUUUGCUAUGAAGCCCCUAAAUAAGAUCUGGUGCAACCAAUUACCUUCAGAAGUCACAUAAUUAGUUAAAUAAAGUCCACCUGUGUGCAAUCUAAGUCAAAUAAAAUCAAAUCAAAUUUUAUUUGUCACAUACACGUGUUUAGCAGAUGUUAUAGCGGGUGUAGCGAAAUGCUUGUGCUUCUAGCUCCGACAGUGCAGUAAUAUCUAACAAUUUCACAACAUAUACCCAAUACACACAAUAAAGUAAGGAAUGGGAUUUAAGAAUAUAUACAUAUAUGGACAAGCAAUGACAGAGCGGCAUGGACUAAGAUACAAAAGUAUAUUAUAGAAUAGAAUGCAGUAUAUCCCAUCACGGUUGACAACUCCGUUGUGUCCUCCUCCCAGAGUGCGAAGAGCCUUGGCGUGACCCUGGACAACACCUUGUCGUUCUCCGCUAACAUCAAGGCGGUGACCCGAUCCUGUAGGUUCAUGCUCUACAACAUUCGGAGAGUACGACCCUGCCUUACACAGGAAGCGGCACAGGUCCUAAUCCAGGCACUUGUCAUCUCCCGUCUGGAUUACUGCAACUCGCUGUUGGCUGGGCUCCCUGCCUGUGCCAUUAAACCCCUACAACUCAUCCAGAAUGCCGCAGCCCGUCUGGUGUUCAACCUUCCCAAGUUCUCUCACGUCACCCCGCUCCUCCGCACACUCCACUGGCUUCCAGUUGAAGCUCGCAUCCGCUACAAGUCCAUGGUGCUUGCCUACGGAGCAGUGAGGGGAACGGCACCUCCGUACCUUCAGGCUCUGAUCAGUCCCUACACCCAAACGAGGGCACUGCGUUCAUCCACCUCUGGCCUGCUGGCUCCCCUACCUCUGCGGAAGCAUAGUUCCCGCUCAGCCCAGUCAAAACUGUUCGCUGCUCUGGCACCCCAAUGGUGGAACAAGCUCCCUCACGACGCCAGGACAGCGGUGUCACUCACCACCUUCCGGAGACAUUUGAAACCCCACCUCUUUAAGGAAUACCUGGGAUAGGAUAAAGUAUAAAGUAAUCCUUCUACCCCCCCCCCCCCCCUUUACUCCAACCCCCCCCCCCCCCCCCCCCACCCCCCCCCAAAAAAAAAAAAAACAUUGUAAAGUGGUUAUCCCACUGGCUAUAAGGUGAAUGCACCUAUUUGUAAGUCGCUCUGGAUAAGAGCGUCUGCUAAAUGACGGAAAUGUAAAUGUAAAUGUAUAUACAUAUGAGAUGAGUAGUGCAAGAUAUGUAAACAUUAUUAAAGUGACUAGUGUUCCAUUUCUUAAAGUGGCCAGUGAUUUCAAUAGGCAGCAGCCUCUAAUGUGCUAGUGAUGGCUAUUUAACAGUCUGAUGGCCUUGAGAUAGAAGCUGUUUUUCAUUCUCUCGGUCCCAGCUUUGAUGCACCUGUACUGACCUCGCCUUCUGGAUGAUAGCGGGGUGAAGAGGCAGUGGCUCGGGUGGUUGAUGUCCUUGAUGAUCUUUUUGGCCUUCCUAUGACAUCGGGUGCUGUAUGUGUCUUGGAGGGCGGGUAGUUUGCCCCCGGUAAUGCGUUCGGCAGACCGCACCACCCUCUGGAGAGCUCUGCGGUUGCGGGCGGUGCAGUUGCCGUACCAGGCAGUGAUACAGCCCGACAGGAUGCUCUCAAUUGUGCAUCUGUAAAAGUUUGUGAGGGUUUUAGGUGAUAAGCCAAAUUUCUUCAGCCUCCUGAGGUUGAAGAGGCUCUGUUGCGCCUUCUUCACCACACUGUCUGCGUGGGUGGACCAUUUCAGUUUGUCGGUGAUGUGUACGCCAAGGAACUUUAAGCUUUCCACCUUCUCCACUGCGGUCAGGUCAAUGUGGAUAGGGGGGUGCACCCUCUGCUGUUUCCUGAAGUCCACGAUCAUCUCCUUUGUUUUGUUGAUGUUGAGUGAGAGGUUAUUUUCCUGGCACCACACUCCCAGAGCCCUCACCUCCUCCCUGUAGGCGGUCUCGUCAUUGUUGGUAAUCAAGCCUACUACUGUUGUGUCGUCUGCAAACUUGAUGAUUGAGUUGGAGGCGUGCUUGGCCGCGCAGUCAUGGGUGAACAGGGAGUACAGGAGGGGGCUGAGCACGCACCCUUGUGGGGCCCCAGUGUUGAGGAUCAGCGAAGUAGAGAUUUUGUUUCCUACCUUCACCACCAGGGGGCGGCCCGUCAGGAAGUCCAGGACCCAGUUGCACAGGGCGGGGUUCAGACCCAGGGCCUUGAGCUUAAUGAUGAGCUUGGAGGGUACUAUGGUGUUGAAUGCUGAGCUAUAGUCAAUGAACAGCAUUUUUACAUAGGUAUUCCUCUUGUCCAGAUGGGAUAGGGCAGUGUGCAGUGUGAUGGCAAUUGCAUCGUCUGUGGAUCUAUUGGGGGCGGUAAGCAAAUUGAAGUGGGUCUAGGGUGACAGGUAAGGUAGAGGUGAUAUGAUCCUUGACUCUCAAAGCACUUCAUGAUGACAGAGGUGAGUGCUACAGGGCGAUAGUAAUUUAGUUCAGUUACCUUUGCUUUCUUGGGUACAGGAACAAUGGUGGCCCUCUUGAAGCAUGUGGGAACAGCAGACUGGGAAAGGGAGAGAUUGAAUAUGUCAAUGAACACACCAGCCAGCUGGUCUGCGCAUGCUCUGAGGACGCGGCUAAAGAUGCCAUCUGGGCCGGCAGCCUUGCGGGGGUUAACAUGCUUAAAUGUCUUAAUCACGUCGGCCAUGGAGAAGGAGAGGCCACAGUCCUUGGUAGUGGGCCUCGUCAGUGGCACUGUGUUAUCCUCAAAGCGGGCGAAGAAGGUGUUUAGCUUGUCUGGAAGCGAUACGUCGGUGUCGGCGACGUGGCUGGUUUUCUUAUUGUAGUCCGUGAUUGUCUGUAGACCCUGCCACAUACGUCUUGUGUCUGAGCCGUUGAAUUGCGACUCCACUUUGUCUCUAUACUGAUGUUUUGCCAGUUUAAUUGCCUUGCGGAGUGAGUAACUACACUGUUUGUAUUCUGCCAUAUUCCCAGUCACCUUGCCAUGGUUGAAUGCGGUGGUUCGCGCUUUCAGAUUUGCGCGAAUGCUGCCGUCUAUCCACGGUUUCUGAUUAGGGUAGGUUUUAAUAGUCACAGUGGGCACAACAUCACCUAUACACUUCCUGAUGAACUCAGUCACUGUUUCAGUGUAUAUGUCUAAAUUAUUUUCGGAAGCUAACCGGAACAUAUCCCAGUCCGCGUGAUCAAAACAAUCUUGAAGCGUGGAUUCCGAUUGGUCAGACCAGCGUUGAAUAGUCCUUAGCACGGGUACUUCCUGUUUGAGUUUCUGCUGAUAGGAAGGGAGAAGCAAAAUGAAGUCGUGGUCAGAUUUGCCGAAAGGAGGGCGGGGGAGGGCCUUAUAACCAUCCCGGAAGUUUGAAUAGCAAUGGUCGAGGAUUUUAGCAGCGCGAGUACAACAGUCGAUAUGUUGAUAGAACUUUGGCAGCCUAGUCCUCAAAUUUGCUUUGUUAAAAUCCCCGGCUACAAUAAAUGCAGCCUCAGGAUAUGUGGUUUCCAGUUUGCAUAAGGUCCAGUGAAGUUCUUUGAGGGCCAUCGUGGUAUCGGCUUGAGGGGGGAUAUACACGGCCGUGACUAUAACCGAAGAAAAUGAUCUUGGGAGAUAAUACGGUCGGCAUUUGAUUGUGAGAUAUUUUAGGUCGGGUGAACAGAAGGACUCGAGUUCCUCUAUGUUACUACAAUUACAUCACAAGUCGUUAAUCAUGAAACACACACCUCCGCCCUUCUGCUUCCCGGAGAGAUAUUUAUUCCUGUCUGCGCGAUGAACUGAGAACCCAUCUGACUGGACCGAUUCCGACAUAAUAUCCCAAGAGAGCCAUGUUUCCGUGAAACAGAGUAUGUUACAGGCCUUGAUGUCUCUCUGGAAAGAAAUCCUUGCCCGUAGUUCGUCGACUUUGUUAACCAAAGAUUGAACAUUAGCGAAUAGAAUACUUGGAAGCGGUGGGUGGUGUGCGCGUCUCCUAAGUCGGACCAGCAGGCCACUCCGAGUGCAUCUCCUCCGCCGGUGAUGUUUUGGGUCAGCCGCUGGAAUCGGUUCAGUUGCCCUGGGGAGAGCAAACAAAAGAUCUGCUUCGGGAAAGUCGUAUUCCUGGUCGUAAUGCUGGUGAGUUACUGCCGCUCUGAUAUCCAAUAGUUUUUCCUGGCUGUAUGUAAUGAUGCAAAACACUUUCUGAGCUAAUAAUGUAAAUAAUAAUACAUAAAAAAACAAUAUACUGCAAAGUUUCCUAAGAGCUAGUCGCGAGGCCGCCAUCUUCGUCGGCGCCAGGUAGUGUCACAUAAUCUCAGUAUAUAUACACCUGUUCUGAAAGUCCCCAGAGUCUGCAACACCACUAAGCAAGGGGCACCACCAAGCAAGCGGCACCAUGAAGACCAAGGAGCUCUCCAAACAGGUCAGGGACAAAGUUGUGGAGAAGUACAGAUCAGGGUUGGGUUAUAAAAAAAUAUCUGAAACUUUGAACAUCCCACGGAGCACCAUUAAAUACAUUAUUAAAAAAUUGAAAGAAUAUGGCACCACAACAAACCUGCCAAGAGAGGGCCGCCAACCAAAACUCACGGACCAGGCAAGGAGGGCAUUAAUCAGACAGGCAACAAAGAGACCAAAGAUAACCCUGAAGGAGCUGCAAAGCUCCACAGCGGAGAUUGGAGUAUCUGUCCAUAGGACCACUUUAAGCCGUACACUCCACAGAGCUGGGCUUUACGGAAGAGUGGCCAGAAAAAAGCCAUUGCUUUAAGAAAAAAAUAAGCAAACACGUUUGGUGUUCACCAAAAGGCAUGUGGGAGACUCCCCAAACAUUUGGAAGAGGGUACUCUGGUCAGAUGAGACUAAAAUUGAGCUUUUUGGCCAUAAAGGAAAAUGCUUUGUCUGGCGCAAACCCAACACCUCUCAUCACCCCAAGAACACCAUCCCCACAGUGAAGCGUGGUGGUGGCAGCAUCAUGCUGUGGGGAUGUUUUUCAUCGGCAGGGACUGGGUAGCUGGUCAGAAUUGAAGGAAUGAUGGAUGGCACUAAAUACAGGGAAAUUCUUGAGGGAAACCUGUUUCAGUCUUCCAGAGAUUUGAGACUGAGACGGAGGUUCACCUUCCAGCAGGACAAUGACCCUAAGCAUACUGCUAAAGCAACACUCGAGUGGUUUAAGGGGAAACAUUUAAAUGUCUUGGAAUGGCCUAGUCAAAGCCCAGACCUCAAUCCAAUUGAGAAACUGUGGUAUUACUUAAGGAUUGCUGUACACCAGCGGAACCCAUCCAACUUGAAGGAGCUGGAGCAGUUUUGCCUUGAAGAAUGGGCAAAAAUCCCAGUGGUAGAUGUGCCAAGCUUAGACAUACCCCAAGAUACUUGCAGCUGUAAUUGCUACAAAAGGUGGCUCUACAAAGUAUUGACUUUGGGGGGGGUGAAUAGUUAAGCACGCUCAAGAUUUCUGUUUUUUUGUCUUAUAUUUUGCAUCUUCAAAGUGGUAGGCAUGUUGUGUAAAUUAAAUUAUACAAACCCCCCAAAAAUCCAUUUUAAUUCCAGGUUGUAAGGCAACAAAAUAGGAAAAAUGCCAAGGGGGGUGAAUACUUUCGCAAGCCACUGUUUGCACGCACACACACAACACACUGGUAAUUUCUUCUGUGACACUUAUUAGGGCUGGGAAUUUCCAGGGACCUCACGAUACGAUAUUAUCACGAUACUUAGGUGCCGAUACGAUAUGUAUUGCGAUUAUCAUGAUUAUCACGAUUUUAUAUGUAUUGCGAUUCGAUACUGUGAUUUUAUUGUGAUUCAAUGUUCCAAACAUAUUACACACCAUGUGUCUGCUGCAGAGGGACAAGAGAGAGCAUGAGAAAACUAGUGUUGAUCAGUCGUGGAAAUAAAAGUCCUGAAAACAAAUUGGCUUCCUAUUUAAAAAGAAGAUGGAGAACAAGCUAUGAAGGAAAAAUACUGGUGCAGGUACAGCCAACUAGUGCAAAAAAUAAUAUUGCGAUAUUGUCAAAACGAUACAAUAUAUAGUCAAAAAUAAUAUAUCAAUAUGUAUCUGUAUAGAUUUCUUCCCCAAUCACUAACGCUUAUGCACACACAUAUGCACGUGCACACACGCACACACACACACACACACACAAACACACACACACACACACACACACACACACACACACACACACACACACACACACACACACACACACACACACACACACACACACACACACACACACACACACACACACACACACACAUACACACAAACACACACACACAGGUACUACACAUCCACACACAAAGUCAAACACACUGGUAAUUUUUUCCGUGGCACUUCAUGACACCGAACAUAAUGCAUUGUGGGAUAGAUAUUUUCUCCCCUUUGAUCCCCAACCACCGCAGAGUUCCUGAAAGCCCAUUAGAUGGACGGAUGGACGGACGGACAGAUGGACGGACAGAACAUCGAGCCAUGCUGUGGGACUCUGAGUCAGGGGACAGUCAAUACGUUUCAAUAGCAUGUUUGUCUCCUUCUCACAACACGGUUAAAAAAAUUAUUUAUUUUAUUAGACUAAAUAAGUUGAAAAUGACUGAGUAUUUAUAGCUCUUUCCUGGGUAAACAACUGUGUUUAUGGCGCAAGGGUCAUUGUUUUUGUAUGGAUAUUGAAUAAUACAGUGUGUUGUAGGUCUUUCAUAAUAUGUGACCCACAAAUUCUGUUGAAUAUUCCCAUAUUAAGCUUUUUGAUUUUUGAUUUUUUUUCACCUUUAUUAAACCAGGUAAGCCAGUUGAGAACAAGUUCUCAUUUACAACUGCGACCUGGCCAAGAUAAAGCAAAGCAGUGAGGUCAAAAACAACAACAACACAGAGUUACGUAUGGAAUAAACGAAACGUACAGUCAAUAACACAAUAGAAAAUCUAUAUACAGUGUGUGCAAAUGUAGUAAGUUAUGGAGGUAAGGCAAUAAAUAGGCCAUAGUGCAAAAUAAUUACAAUUAUAAUUUAGUAUUAACACUGGAGUGAUAGAUGUGCAGAAGAUGAUGUGCAAAUAGAGAUACUGGGGUGCAAAUGAGAAAAUAAAUAACAAUGUAAAUAACAAUAUGGGGAUGAGGUAGUUGGGUGGGCUAAUUACAGAUGGGCUGUGUACAGGUGCAGUGAUCAGUAAGCUGCUCUGACAACUGAUGCUUAAAGAUAGUGAGGGAGAUAAGUGUCUUGAGCGGCAGGCCUACAUGUAUGAUCUUCGGCCUUGGCGGUGAAGCUAUAGGUGAAGAACCCCACCUAGACAAGGAAAACACUAAAGGAAACACUAUUUAACCCAUGGCAUCCUAACCCAUGGCAUCCUAACCCAUGGCAUCCUAACCCAUGGCAUCCUAUUCAGCAGUGUAGAACCGGUCACAAGAGGUGUUAACCCCUAACCAGCCAUUCAGGUUUGUAAGUGUAGAAUAAGAUACCUCAUGGAGGAGGAGGAGGAGGAGGAGGAGGAUGAGGAGGAGGAGGAGGAGGAGGAGGAGGAGUAGGAGGAGAAUCUGAUAUUCUCCCCAUGCAGGCUUCCACUGCCUCACUGAUAAAUUAUUUGUGGAUUUAACGCCGCAGCAGCAUUUUAACGAGGCUACCUGUCAUGCUGAGAUUCUCCUUCCUACCAGGACGUCUUCUGACAGACGGGAUCACAAGGGUUUUUACAAGAGAUAUUACACACUGACCUAUACAUAAACGCAGACAUACAGGGUUUUUACUCAUGUCUGCAGUCUGCAUGUUCACACUUGACACAUGUUCACACUUUACACAGUUCACACAUUUGAUAUUCAGUAUUUGCUGUUCAUGAAGGUUGUUGUUUUGUUUCUUGUGAAGCAGCAAGGUUUUCUAUGAUCUUUGUAACAGGCCCCCUAGAGAAGUAAGGACCAAUGAGCAACAUAAGAAAGGAAUCAUCAUUUUAGCAUCACUUCUGAGAAUGACUAGGACAAAAAAAAGCAGCACCACUGCUAACCAAUGAUGUCUCCCUCAGUGCUUGUGUUCAGUUCAGUCCAGCGGUUGCCACGGAAACAACUAUGGCUCAAGUAGUCAAGACCCAGUAGGCUGUGUUGGUAUAUAUACAGUUGAGUUGCUGUUGCAUUUUAGCACAUUUUAAAUCAGAUCAUACUAUACUUUUUCUCCUCUAUCCAUCAGAUAGUGGAAAAGGAAACCAUGUAGGCGUAUUCUGAGCCCGUACCAUGAUUCUGAGCCCGUACCAUGAUUCUGAGCCCGUACCAUGAUUCUGAGCCUGUAUCAUUCAUGUUGAGGGACCUCUUAGUUUUGUGACAAUUGUUUUACAUCCGGACAGCAGAAUGAGGAGUUGGGGUUAAGGCCAAGGUAAUGGUUUAUGUUAGUGGUUGGGUUGUUCUAGGGUCCGUGCUAUCCGGGUUCCUUGUGACAUCCCUACCCCAUUGAAGUAGUAAUUUAAAAUGGUUAAGGUAAGGGUUAAGGUUAGGGUUAGGCAAGGGUGAUGGUUAUGGUUAUGGUUAGGGUAGGGGUUAAGGUUAGGGUAGUGUAUAGCACUGACCGUCAACCAACAGAAACCAGGGGUUGUGUUCUGUGUGUGUGUAUAUAUAGCACUGACCGUUGUUCUAGGACUCAGCUUUGUUCUCUAACACAAAUUACAAAAUGGCGGCUAGAUUCCGCUGCCAUCCACAGGCAUGACCAUAGGCAUAGUACAUUGUGCUGUAUACAAGCUGUGCUCUGUUGCUGAGCUGUUGGGCUGCGUAGAGGCCUUUGUUCUCCCCUCUGGUGUGGACGUGGCACAGUCCAAAUGUAGAAUGGACUAUGGCUGGGAGAGAAGGCACUUGAGUGGAGACUGUGGGCAAUAUGUGGGAGGGAGAAGGACACACAGUGUGUUGUUUUUUGCCAUCGUCCGUCUGGUUCAGAGAAGCUUAUCUGUGGUCAGCUAGCUGAGGGGUCUGUGACGCUGCACGUUUUGGAUGCUUCCGGGGCAUUGUAAAAGCUCACUGUGUUUUCAGGCCUAGUGUGGGGGAGGGAAGAGGAGGCUGUUAAAAAAAUCACACUGAUUAACUCUUUAGGUAUAUUACAGCUUACUCAAUUUACUUAUGACGCUGCCUACUCCAGACGACUCGUUUAAAAAAAAUCAAGGAGCAAAAAAUAUUGCACUUUAUUUGGAACGCUAAGCCAGACAAUAUUAAACGUGCCUAUUUAUAUAAUGAAUAUGAGUUUGGGGGGCUGAAAUUAUUAAAUAAUAAAGCAUUAAACGUCUCAUUAAAAUCUUCACUAAUACAUAAGUUAUACUUAAACCUGAACUGGUUCUCCAGUAGAUGACUAAGGAAGGCUCAUCCAUCGUUCAUCCUUUGUUGCCUUUAUACAGAUUACAACUUCUCAUUUUCGGUUAGUUGAAAAUCAAACCUUUUUCAAGUAUCGCCCUUUCUUAAACAAGGCAUACAAUGCUGGUUACAAUUUAAAUGUUAUCCUCCAGAAAAAACGGAACAAAUAUUACAACAAAUAUUAUGGUUAAACUCAAAUUGAUUGAUAAAAAUAUAUAUAAAUUGUUUUAUUAUAUUUUAUUAAUGAUAUUAUGAAUAGGAAUGGUGGAGUUAUGUCACACAUGCAGCUAUCGAAAAUAAAUGGGAACGUUUGCUCAAUCCAAAGUUAUAACCAACUGCAGCAUUACCACAAAAAUGGAGGAGGCAAGUGGAAGGGGGAGAAUGUAGGGAACUUAUAAUAAAGACCAAAAUUGGCUGAAAAAGAUUGGCAUAAAUAGAAUAAUACACUACUUUCAUUUGUGGACAAACACUUUGGCAGCUGCACCAUACAGGUUGCAAAAUAGUUGGGAAGAGAUUUUCGAUGUACUGAUUCCAUGGCACAUGGUUUAUGAACUGAUACACAAAACAACGCUUGAUUCAACAUUUUGAGUUUUACCAUUUAAAUUAUUAUAAAAAAUUAUUGCCAACAACAGAAUGUUAAAUAUACAGUAUGGGGCAUACAACAAUCUCAGAUAUGCAGAUUUUGCUGCGAAGAAACAGAAUCAUUAGAUAAUUUAUUCUGGUAUUCGUCUCCCGAGUGGCGCAGUGGUCUAAGGCACUGCAUCGCAGUGCUAGCUGUGCCACUAGAGAUCCUGGGUCGAAUCCAGGCUCUGUCGUAGCUGGCUGCGACCGGGAGACCCAUGGGGCGGCGCACAAUUCGUCCAGGGUAGGGGAGGGAAUGGCAGGGAUGUAGCUCAGUUGGUAGAGCAUGGCGUUUGCAACGCCAGGGUUGUGGGUUCGAUUCCCACGGGGGGCCAGUAUGAAAAAUAAAAAAAUAAUGUAUGCACUCACUAACUGUAAGUUGCUCUGGAUAAGAGCGUCUGCUAAAUGACCAAAAUGUAAAAAUGUAAAUGUCCCCAUGUAGCUUGAUUCUGGUCACAGGUUCAGGAAUGGCUGAAAAAUCACAACAUUCAUUUAAAAUUAACCCUACAAAUAGUACUGUUGGGUGAUUUGGAAAGUCAUAGUCAAUCAAUCAACAAUAUAAUACUAUGGGGAAAAUAUUAAUGUUUAACUUACAAUCUGUGGAUACUAUGAGACUAGAAAGGUAAAAAAAUUAAUGUAAGACAUCAUAGCACAGUUGGAGAAUAUAUGGCACGUGGAAAUCAAAAGAAGAUGGUCUACAGAGAUACACUAUGUGGCCAAAAGUAUGUUGACUCCUGCUCGUUUAACAUCUCAUUCCAAAAUCAUGUUUGCUGUUAUAACAGCCUCACUCUUCUGGGAAGGCUUUCCACUAGAUGUUGGAACAUUGCUGUGGGGACUUCAGCCACAAGAGCAUUAGUGAGCUCCCGACGAACAGUUAUUGUGCUGACGUUGCUUCCAGAGGCAGUUUGGAACUCGGUAGUGAGUGUUGCAACCGAGCACAGACGACUUUUACGCACUACGCUCUUCAGCACUCGUUCUGUGAGCUUGUGUGGCCUACCACUUCGUGGCUGAGCCGUUGUUGCUCCUAGACGUUUUGACUUCACAAUAACAGCACUUACAGUUGACCCGGGCAGCUCUAGCAGGGCAGAAAUUUGACGAACUGACUUGUUGGAAAGGUGGUAUCUUAUGAAGGUGCCACAUUGAAAGUCACUGAGCUCUUCAUUCUACUGCCAGUGUUUGUCUAUGGAGAUUGCAUGGCGGUGUGCUUGAUUUUAUACACCUGUCAGCAACGGGUGUGGCUGAAAUAGCUGAAUCCACUAACUUGAAGGGAUGUCCACAUACUUUUGCACAUGUAUUGUAGGUGGGAUGGGCUGAGAGUAGCAGAGGGGUGGGAUUAAAAAACGAAUGAUCGGUAAUAGUUAUUACUGAAAACACUAUAAAGAUGUCUGACUACUAUGUAUCCAAAAUGUAAUGUGUAUAAUCAAAAAAACUAUAUAUUUUUUAUGUAACUACUGUGUAUAAAAGUAACAUAUAUGAAACAUGUGUGUAAAAUGUAUAUGUGGUGGAGGAUGAGCCAAUAUAAACAUUAAAAUACAAUAAAAAGGAGGCUGUCAUUCUAUAACCCGAUCGCCUCGCUCUGAUAAUGGUUUGGCUGGGGUUUUGUUUGGGUGUUAUUAUUCUAUGAUCCUGUCUGUGUGGAACUCUGUUAAACAGACCUCUUUGAUGGCACAGAUUCUGAAUUAUGAUGCUGAGAGUUUGUGAGAGAAAGGGGUAGUUAAACAGUAGUUAGUCAGUCAGCACCCAUAGACAGCAGUUAGUUAGUCAGCACCCAUAUACAGUAGUUAGUCAGUCAGCACCCAUAGACAGUAGUUAGUUAGUCAGCACCCAUAGACAGUAGUUAGUCAGUCAGCACCCAUAGACAGUAGUUAGUCAGUCAGCACCCAUAGACAGUAGUUAGUCAGUCAGCACCCAUAGACAGCAGUUAGUCAGUCAGCACCCAUAGACAGUAGUUAGUCAGUCAGCACCCAUAUACAGUAGUUAGUCAGUCAGCACUUAUAGACAGUAGUUAGUCAGUCAGCACCCAUAGACAGUAGUUAGUCAGUCAGCACCCAUAGACAGUAGUUAGUCAGUCAGCACCCAUAGACAGUAGUUAGUCAGUCAGCACCCAUAGACAGCAGUUAGUCAGUCAGCACCCAUAGACAGUAGUUAGUCAGUCAGCACCCAUAUACAGUAGUUAGUCAGUCAGCACUUAUAGACAGUAGUUAGUCAGUCAGCACCCAUAGACAGUAGUUAGUCAGUCAGCACCCAUAGACAGUAGUUAGUCAGUCAGCACCCAUAGACAGUAGUUAGUCAGACAGCACCCAUUGACAGUAGUUAGUCAGUCAGCACCCAUAGACAGUAGUUAGUCAGUCAGCACCCAUAGACAGUAGUUAGUCAGUCAGCACCCUUUGACAGUAGUUAGUCAGUCAGCACCCUUUGACAGUAGUUAGUCAGUCAGCACCCAUAGACAGUAGUUAGUCAGUCAGCACCCAUAGACAGUAGUUAGUCAGUCAGCACCCAUAGACAGUAGUUAGUCAGUCAGCACCCUUUGACAGUAGUUAGUCAGUCAGCACCCUUUGACAGUAGUUAGUCAGUCAGCACCCUUUGACAGUAGUUAGUCAGCACCCAUAGACAGUAGUUAGUCAGUCAGCACCCAUAGACAGUAGUUAGUCAGUCAGCACCCAUAGACAGUAGUUAGUCAGUCAGCACCCAUAGACAGUAGUUAGUCAGUCAGCACCCAUAGACAGUAGUUAGUCAGUCAGCACCCAUAGACAGUAGUUAGUCAGACAGCACCCAUUGACAGUAGUUAGUCAGUCAGCACCCAUAGACAGUAGUUAGUCAGUCAGCACCCAUAGACAGUAGUUAGUCAGUCAGCACCCUUUGACAGUAGUUAGUCAGUCAGCACCCUUUGACAGUAGUUAGUCAGUCAGCACCCAUAGACAGUAGUUAGUCAGUCAGCACCCAUAGACAGUAGUUAGUCAGUCAGCACCCAUAGACAGUAGUUAGUCAGUCAGCACCCUUUGACAGUAGUUAGUCAGUCAGCACCCUUUGACAGUAGUUAGUCAGUCAGCACCCUUUGACAGUAGUUAGUCAGCACCCAUAGACAGUAGUUAGUCAGUCAGCACCCAUAGACAGUAGUUAGUCAGUCAGCACCCUUUGACAGUAGUUAGUCAGUCAGCACCCUUUGACAGUAGUUAGUCAGUCAGCACCCUUUGACAGUAGUUAGUCAGUCAGCACCCUUUGACAGUAGUUAGUCAAGUAGUUAGUCAGUCAGCACCCUUUGACAGUAGUUAGUCAGUCAGCACCCUUUGACAGUAGUUAGUCAGUCAGCACCCUUUGACAGUAGUUAGUCAGUCAGCACCCUUUGACAGUAGUUAGUCAGCACCCAUAGACAGUAGUUAGUCAGUCAGCACCCUUUGACAGUAGUUAGUCAGCACCCUUUGACAGUAGUAUACAGAAGACAUGGAGGCUUAAAGAACUGGAAUAGGCGGGGCCUCCCUCUCUCUAUUUGUCCAUACACCUCUGGUCAUUUCAGAUAGGGGCAGGGAGAGAGCUGUGUAGACAUGGAGCUCAGGCUGAGUACACAAACCCAGCAGAUGCACAACAGAGGGAGGGAGGAAUGGAAAGGAAGAGACUGGUACUGAGUGAGGGAGAGAAAAAGGGAGCCAAUGAGAAACCAAAAAGAAGGGGAAAUAAAGAAAAUGCGACAGAAAAACAGAGAGAUAGCUAAAGAAAAAGAGAGACAAUCACAGGCAGACUCACGCACGCACGCACGUAUGCACAAACACACACACACACACAGGGAGACACGAGGCACAGCUCAGAAAGAAUGAUGCAUCUUCUGUUAGUGAUUUGUUACUAGUUCACUCUUUUUGGGUGCGAGAGUGCGUUUUAUAGACUGAUCUAACACAGAUGUUUGAAGGACUUCCAGAUGCUUCACAAAGGCCAUAGCGCUCCGACUGCUCUCUCCCUGGCCCCAUUUCAACAACAAUAUCCCAUCUGUCACUGCUCCCACUGGGAAAAUGGACUUAUAAAUUCACUGCGGCUCUCCUCCUCUCCACUUCCUGUACUGUUAUUUUCCACUAAAUGACUUUUCCCAGCUAGUGCUACAUGUCUUACUCCAUGUCUUGAAAUGACCACAAUAGUAAUAUAAUUCCUACUGUAGAGCCAUGAUAUUACUGUUCUCCAUGUAGAAGGCAGCCUGGUUGUUUCCAAAUAGAUCUGGUUCUGGUUACAGUGAACAAACAGUGAGUGCACGUCAGUGAUAGUGGUCCCAAACGGUGAUAGCUAGCUGCUAGCCUGAGACCCCUCCACCCUCCCUCUCUAGGUCCAGGUCUGUAGUACCCUCCACCCUCCCUCUCUAGGUCCAGGUCUGUAUCCUCAGUGACCCCUCCUGGGCAGGGGAUGGCAGGUCUUUGGAGGGAGCCUGUGGAAGGUGGGUGAUGCCUGCUAAGUGAACUCUGUGUGGUGAUAGCGUCUCUGACAGGUCACAGUCUUUCAGGGUGUGAGGCACUGGCCUUCGCCCCAUCAAGGGCUAAUGCUAACCACAACCCUUUAGCCCCAGGGUUAAAGAGUGGGAGAGGACAGAGGAAUAUUGAUGAAAAAAACAUCAUCAUCAUUAGUAUAAUCAUCAUCAUCAAGGCAUAUUAUCUGUUACACCUAAAUUAAUGACGAAAUACUUUUUUCCCGGAUAAUGUCAACUAUACAGUAUUUCUAUUUUUCCUUGGCCUUUGAUUUGAAUGUUGUGUAUCUCUGUCUGUGUAAGAGCACAGGAGGAGCUUAUGAAUGGACUGAACAACGACAUCAAACAUGGAGACAAUUGCAUGCUCACGGUCACAGAAAGUGAAAUGGAUGUGAGGGGGAAUGCUCAAAGGUGCAAACUCAAGUGUCAACUGAUUUCACUGGUUGCUGGUUUCAUACAAACAUGCAUGCACAGUCGCACACACGCACGCACGCACGCACGCACGCACGCACGCACGCACGCACGCACGCACGCACGCACACACACACACACACACACACACACACACACACACACACACACACACACACACACACACACACACACUCUCACACACACACACACACACUCCCAGCUCCUAGCACCCAGCUGUGAUUGGUUCAUCAGUGUUGGGUGUUGGGUGAGUAUUGUAAAGGGGGAAGAAGGAGAGGAGGAUGUGGGGAAGAGGGGUGGGCGUGAGAUAGCCUGCUGUAGUACUACUAUACUGUAUGUGUCCUUGCUGGGAACAGAAAAAGAAAGAAAGGAAAAGCCCCUUACAUGUGCUUCCACGAAUAAGCACCCCAAAUAGACCCUGUCCUCCCUCUCAGUUUUAGGUCACACAUCUCUGGUGAAAGACAUUAACAGAACAGUUAGCUAGCUAUAGCGUGCGUAACAUUUGGUUCUGGGUUCUGAGAUUAGGUCAAAGCGAGCAUUCCCCAAGUAAAACCCAUUUGAUCAUAGAUCGUAUAAUGUGUGAGAUGUUAGGCUUGGGCAGUGCAUGGUUGAUUUCUAAUGGCAACUAGAUAGGGGUUCUUGACAGAUUAUUAGCUAAGUAUAUUGGAUAUGACACUGCUAAAUGACUCAGAUGGUGCGAUCAGUGUCAGAUGAUGUUAAGUAUAAGAGGUAACUUUUGCUGUGCGUCUUACUCUUCUCCCAGCUGUCUCUUCUCUCCAAAUACAUUCUCACUUUCUCUCUCCUUCUAAGCGCAAUUCUCUCCCCGGUGGGACUGACAUAUUGAAAGGAUAUCUUCUGGCCUUAAAAGACAAUGUUUAUAGACACUGGGGCCAGAGCACAGACAUCCUGCUAAAGUAAAUGACCGGUGAGCUAAAUCCAUCAUAAAGGAGCAGAAAUGAUAAAUAAACCCUCUGGAGGUUCUAUUAACUCACUCUCAUCUUCAUAUGGCUUCCCAGGGUGCUGAUGGCUGGGAAAAGCAAAGGGAGAGCAGGGUGAGAUGUGGUGGGGUUCAGGGAGUACAAGGGAGAGGAGAGGAGUUCAGGGGGAGUAUACCCCCUGGAGCUCAGCUUGGUGGAGCAAGGCCUGGACUAGGUGUGAAGGGCUAGUGGGUGGUUGGACGGUGCAAGGGCACUUUAGUGAUUUGAACUUUGUAAUUCCUACCUACUACAGUAUGUUCUGAGCAUUAGCCUACACCAUAUUCUUCCAGUCAGGUAUUUCCUUUCUUGUGAUACUAUGGUUAUGCAUAUACUCAUCAUAUUUCCAAAGUUAUAAGCAGUUAUGUUUCAGUCUGUCCAUAUAAGCGGAAAUUCUUGUUUAUGCCACGAUGGAAAAAUCCACCGAAAACAACUAAUUCCUUUUCAUUUACAGUGUUAAAUAACACUAAUAUGUGAGAAAAAUUGUCCUUACACAGCCUGGAGAUGUGUUGGGUCAUUGUCCUGUUGAAAAACAAAUGAUAGUCCCACUAAGCCCAAACCAGAUGGGAUGGCGUAUCGCUGCAGAAUGCUGUGGUAGCCACGCUGGUUAAGUGUGCCUUGAAUUCUAAAUAAAUCACAGACAGUGUCACCAGCAAAGCACCCCCACACCAUAACACCUCCUCCUCCAUGCUUUACGGUGGGAACUACACAUGCGGAGAUCAUCCGUUCACCCACACCGAGUCUCACAAAGACACAGCGGUUGGAACCAAAAAUCUCAAAUUUGGACUCCAGACCAAAGGACACAUUUCCACCGGUCUAAUGUCCAUUGCUCAUGUUUCUUGGCCCAAGCUGGUCUCUUCUUCUUAUUGGUGUCCUUUAGUAGUGGUUUCUUUGCAGCAAUUCAACCAUGAAGGCCUGAUUCGCACAGUCCCCUCUGAACAGUUGAUGUUGAGAUGUGUCUGUGACUUGAACUCUGUGAAGCAUUUAUUUGGGCUGCAAUUUCUGAGGCUGGUAACUCUAAUGAACGUAUCCUCUGCAGCAGAGAUAACUCUGGGUCUUCCAUUCCUGUGGCAGUCCACAUGAGAGCCAGUUUCAUCAUUGCGCUUGAUGGUUUUUGCGACUGCACUUGAAGAAACUUUCAAAGUUCUUGAAAUGUUCUGUAUUGACUGACCUUCAUGUCUUAAAUUAAUGAUGGACUGUCGUUUCUCUUUGCUUAUUUGAGCUGUUCUUGACAUAAUAUGGACUUGGUCUUUUACCAAAUAGGGCUAUCUUCUGUAUACUUCCCCUACCUUGUCACAACACAACUGAUUGGCUCAAAUGCAUUAAGAAGGAAAGAAAUUCCACAAAUUAACAUUUAAGAAGGCACACCUGUUAAUUGAAAUGCAUUCCAGGUGACUAUCUCUGGUUGAGAGAAUGCCAAGAGUGUGCAACGCUGUCAUCAAGGCAAAGGGUGGCUAUUUGAAGAAUCUCAAAUAUAACAUAUAUUUUGAUUUGUUUAACACUUCUUUGGUUACUACAUGAUUCCAUAUGUGUUAUUUCAUAGUUUUGAUGUCUUCACUAUUAUUCUACAAUGUAAAAAAUAGUAAAAGUAAAGAAAAAACCUUGAAUGAGUAGGUGUGUCCAAACUUUUGACAGGUAGUGUAUAUAUAUUUAUUUUGUGCCUGUUUUGCAUGUUAUUUUGACAUUAAUAUGUGUCACAUAUCAGUUUGCAAACAAUGUAAAAAAAUAAAGAAAUAAUCAUUGAGUUAAUAAAGCCGCAUACAAAUUUGGUCUCUUUUUUACUUUCUGGAGUAAGGCAGCUCCAAAAUGCAGGUGUUUCAACCUAGCUCAGUGCUUUCUGUGGUGGUGGGGCAGCCAGCGGAAAAUACGGAGCGUAGGGGUUGGUCAUGUUUUCUAGUUGCGCCAUGAUUGGGUCAGUGUUCUGUCACUCAUGGGGACACCACGUCACCGCAAAAUCUAUGGGUAGAGUUCGAAAAUUCAAGCUGCCAUGGAGUUACAUUAGAAAUGCCCAUCCAAAAAGGCUCAAGGUCAUUGGCCACAGAUAAAAUGACGUCAAAUCAUGUUAUAUCUACCGUAGCUUUGAUUGGACUGAUCAUGUCAACAUCGUACUUUCAAAAUCUUAGCUAGCAAGCUAGCAGUCAUCAUCAUGAAUCAAGUCGACAAUCUACUGGCAAAUCCUUUUCAAUCCUUGUCAUAUGAAGAGAAAUAAUGAAGAGAAAUUAUAGAUUAAACGUAUCGGUAUUCACCGGCCAUUGGACAUAAAUAUUACACAACAAGUUGGAAAUCGCAAAUUCAACAAUGAGUGGUUUGGAAGGAAUCAGUGGUUAACUGCAAGCAUUGCAAAGCAAUCACUAGCCUGCUAUUCAGUGGAGUGGGAGUGUGGUCCAAGUCUGGGUUUAAGGUUCUAUUUUCCAAGCUUAAAAGGAUAAACAUUCAACAUUGGCCAUGCUGUCAAUCCAGUAUGACUUCUUCCGCGCUCAAAAUAACUGGAAACUCAGAACUGGGAAAUCGCAGACUUCAGUGUUCAAGACAACUGGGAACUCUGAAAAAAACGAGCUCCGACUAGGAAAACACAUUUUGAAUGGUCAUCCAACUCGGAAUUGCAAGUCGGGAACUCGGGCCUCUUUCUAGAGCUCCAACCUGAAGAUCACUGACGUCAUCAUGAUUCAACCUUGUUUUUUACGAGUUCCCAGUUGUCUUGAAAGCACCAUAAAUCCAGAGAAUGACAGACUUUGAUGACAAAGUUUGAUUACAAAAUCUACCCAUGAAGGAGUCGCGCAACCUUCCUUUUCAAGUGACCACAGCAUAACAAGGUGAGUCCAAAGAUAUCUUGUAUGCUGCUGCAUAAAUGAUGUAAUAUGCCGGUGAGAUAUGUAUACUGUAACUAAGAAAGUAAUACUAAGUGUAUGUUGUGUAGUAAGCUGUUAGUAGCCCAUAUGCCUCACCCUAAUAAUUUGGUCCCUUUUCCCCUCAUAACUUAGCCUACUGUUCUGUGCCUCGCAGAGAGGUGUCUGACAUUGUGGUGGAAAAAGUGGUGGAAAAAGUACUCAAUUGUCAUACUUGAGUAAAAGUAAAGAUACCUUAAUAGAAAAUGACUCAAGUAAAAGUGAAAGUCACCCAGUAAAAUACUACUUGAGUAAAAGUCUAAAAGUAUUUGGUUUGAAAUAUACUUAAGUAUUACAAGUAAAUGGAAUUGCUAAAAUGUACUUAAGUAUCAAAAGUAAAAGUAUAAAUCAUUUCACAUUACUUAUAUUAAGCAAACCAGACGACACAAUCUUGUUUUUUUAAUUUACGGCUAGCCAGGGGCACACUCCAACACUCAUACAUAAUUUACAAACGUAGCAUUUGUGUUUAGUGAGUCUGCCAGAUCAGAGGCAGUAGGGAUGACCAGGGAUGUUCUCUUGAUAAGUGUGUGAAUUGAACCAUUUUCCUGUCCUGUUAAGUAUUUAAAAUGUAACGAGUACUUUUGGGUAUAAGGGAAAAUGUAUGGAGUAAAAAGUACAUUAUUUUCUUUAGGAAUGUAGUGGAGUAAAAGUUAAAGUUGUCGAAAAUAUAAAUAGCAAAGUAAAAGUACAGAUAUAAAAGAAAACUACUUAAGUAGUACUUUAAAGUAUUUUUACUUAAGUAUUAUACAACUCUGAACAAAACAGUGUGUACUGAUUGAAAACAAAACUUAACUGCGAAUUCAUUGGAACAUUCUCUUGCUGUGAGGAACUAAGUUGUACCAGAUUCUGUAAUGUAAAAGUAUAGACUGUAGAACUAAGGCUGGCACAAUUACCAAAUAAUUGUGUAACUGACGAUUAUAGAUAAAGACUGUCAUGAAAAUAAAAUAACCACUGUAACUGUAAAAAAUAUAUAUAUUUGCUUUAGUUUUUUUGUGUGGAACAAACAGCUGACUGAAGACGGACAGCUGAGCAUUCAUGCAGUUGAGUCCGUUUCCGCAGUAACAUGGACUCUUUACAACCUGAUAAAACUUUGUUGCUCCUUGGUGAAACAAGCAAGAUGUUGUAGAAAACGAGUCUUUGGUUGCCUAGGCAACGCCCCCUCCCUGCAGCAGCAGCACUUGCAGUCAGGAGGAGGAGAGGAGAAAAUGUUCUUUUUUGGUGUGUUUCUUUUUGCUAUUCAAACGACCAAUAACCGUCAUCCAAAAUUCCAUGACUGUCAGAACCCUAUGUAGAGCAGCAAAGACUUCUGGCAUCUCAGGUCAUCACUGAGUGAGUCAGUCAGUCUUUUAUUCCGCUGUGUAUUCAUUGAGUAAUUUGGAAAUUCAUUGAUUGAGCCUGUUCAUACUCUCUAAGCCUUUUUUGGAGGUUUAUUGUGUAAUAAAUGCAUUUUAAUCUAUCCUGUGUUGUUUUGUCAUGGCUGCUGCUGUUGUUCUUUUCCCUUUCUAGAUCAGGGACUACUGGCUUACGUAACUCCAUUUUGAUAACCAAGGAUUAGGUUCUCUGUCUACAGAGUGGCUGGCUGCCCUCAGUAUGUCACUCUGAGGGAAAUAUGGACUAUACCUCCUUAGAUACAACAAGUAUUAUUGUUUUAGAGGGUCCUCAUAAUCACUAUGUAAUAGAGGGGACAUAACAUUAUUAGUGGACAAUAGGAGUAUGCCUCCAACUGUACUGUGGCAUGGACACUAUAAGGGCCCUACUGUGUGUGUGUGUGUACACAGUGACUAUGUUCUGGGACAGCUGUAGGCCCACUACAGGUAGAUAGUGCUGAGUGGAGCUCCUGAAGAGUAGGUGUGUGUCUAUUGUGUAAACACAGGACCUGAAUGUGUGUACCAUGUCAACCUGCAGGCCCUCUCCCUCUUGAGAAAAGCAAGCAAUUGUGAGCCUACUCAUAUACCGUACAGUACAACUAUACACACAGACAACACUCCGUCACAGACAAGAAGACAGGCAAGAAGACAAGAAGGCAAUGUCAAUUUUCCCUCACAAAUAUGCACACAGUACUCUCUCUACAGACCACUUAAGUAAACAUACACCACACGCACGCACACAGCAGGUUUCUCUCUUCUCGCUGGGCUGUUUUUGCUUGAACAGUGAGAGUAAUGUAAACAGAGCUGAGCGCUCAGAACCAUCUGCCUAAUGUCACUGUGUCCCAUAUCUGUCCUCUAUAUCUCUCCAUCUCUCGGUCUCGUCUCCCCAUCUCUCUCUCUCUCGAUCUCUCUUGCUCCUCUCCUCUAUCCUUUCUUCUCGAGACGCUUGCUCUCCCACUCUCCCUCACAUCACAAAUAGAGCCUCUCUAUCUCUCAUCCUUCCUCUCCUCCUCGGCCCCUCACCCCGCCGCCUCUCGUCUCCGCAAUCGGCUCUCUAUCUCCAAGAUAGAACUCUCUUCUCAGGAACCAAAACACUAACGGAAUCUCUCUUCUCUCUCCCUACCGUCCUACUCAUCCCUCUCUCGUCUCUCUCUGUCCCUCACUCCCUCCGUCUCUCUCUCUCUCUCUCUCUCUCUCUCUUCUCUCUCUCUCUCUCUCUCUCUCUCUCUCUCUCUCUCUCUCUCUCUCUCUCUCUCUCUCUCUCUCUCUCUCACUCACUCCACUACCACCACAUCCUUCCUCCCCUUAACAUCCCCCUGUCUCCAUGUUAUCUGUUGUUGUCCGUUGUAUGCUAUUCUAUUUUCUACUCUCACCGCUCCUCCCUUCCCAGUCUAUUCCCCCUUCCCUUAGCUCACAUAUCUUCCUCUCUCUCUUUUUUAUUGCUGCUUCUCAUUCUAAAUCUCUCGCUCCCUCUUGCCCCAUUUUCUCCAUGUAUCUUGUUUAUUUCUCUUUUCUCUUAUUCUUCCUGUUUUAUUUAUUUCCCUCUUCCUUGGUGUAAAAACUCUGCAUAUUCACCUAUGCACUUUUUCUCGGAGAGGUCAGGGAGAGUUCAAAGUAAAUUAAUGGGCCAGAUGUGGAUUAAGAGAUCAAGCUAAACCAAGCCUUCUUCAGUUAAUUUCACUCUUUGACGAAAUGCACAUAUAUGGGCUAGGUGGAAUUUCAUCCCUGUCUUGUGUAAUAUUCUUAGGAGGAGGAAUAUUUUAAAGUGUGCAAUAUAAUGGUUGUAUGUUUGCUGUAAACUGAAGUCAUUCAAACCAAGCCUACCUGUGUUACAGUUUCUGCCCAGUAGGAGUCAGACUUCACCUGCAUAAUGAUGGGGCAAUCAACUGUCUAUUUCAGGAUGAUUAAAAGUUUUAUAAGGACGGUAGAAUCACUUUCAUAUAAAGUAGAGGGAGUGCAUAAGAGAGAAAGAGAGAGUGAGGUUUGGCAAAGAGUUGAAUUUAGAAAAAUAUCUAAUCUUAUACCUCCAAGGAAAGAUGUGGUUUAGAUUGGGAAGACCUUGGUUAACCCUAGCUGGCACAUUAGCCCAUUAACUUAUUUGCUGUGCUAAUUUUGGGUAGCCACAUAGGGUGUGACAUAACAGUGUUUCCUGUUGGCAUGCGGCAAGCCGGUGUUUGUGUCCAAAAACAGCCUUGGGAGGAGUGGAGUGUUUCCACUCUCUCACGCAGCAGACUGUAAACAAGAGGCCAUCUUUAAAGGAAACAGCCUCUUGGCGUGUCAGAGGGCAGCGUUUUUUCCCACGCUACAGCUGGGGCACUCCGGGGACAGUGUGACAGGGGAGGUCCCAGAGGCAGGAAACAAAAAAAACGCCUGUUUCAUUUCAAGUUUAACAAGUUCAGAAAGCAAGCUGUAAAACAUGAGGUGGUCAAUGGACUGCCAUGAGAGGACGAGAGCAGGAGGAAACACGGUCCCACAAACAGGAUCAUCAUGCCUCCACAGGGAAUGUUAAUAUUUGUGUGUGUGCUCUGUCUGUGUGUGUGUGCAUGCUUGCACGUGUGUGUGCAUGCAUGCUUGCACGUGUGUGUGUGUGUGUGUGUGUGUGUGUGUGUGUGUGUGUGUGUGUGUGUGUGUGUGUGUGUGUGUGUGUGUGUGUGUGUGUGUGUGUGUGUGUGUGUGAAUUUGUGUGCGUGAAGGAGUGCAUGUGUGAGUAAAUGCAUGGAUAUUGUGUAUUUCCAUACAAGGUCAGGUGUAUGUAAUGUAUUAUAAUGAUGUAACUGUACAUCUCAGUCCUUGAGUCCCGUGUAGCUCAGUUGGUAGAGCAUGGCGUUCUGUAUGCACUCACUAACUGUAAGUUACUCUGGAUAAGAGCGUCUGCUAAAUGACUAAAAUGUAAAAUGAAGCACAAUGUGUCAUUGACCACAGUAUGACCAGUGAAUCUGUAUGUAUGCCAUCAUAGAAUUAAAGAGAGGGAGAGAUGUGCAGGGAGAGAGACAGAGAGAUAUAUACAGAUAGAAGGGGGAGGUAGAGAGGUAUAAGAAGAGAGGGGGAGAGUGGGAGAGAAAGAUGGGGUGAAAUAGAUUUUAGAUUAUCGGUACAUGUAUUCAUUGCUUUCAAUUCCCACUAGAGAAUUAGGUGCAUUUCCUGGAACUGUUGUCAACUGUAGAAAUGUCAAUAUACCUAUGCCACUGUUUUAAUGCAAGACAAGGAAAGCACCAUUUCAGUAUCAGAUUCCAUGUGUGUUUCAUCACUGUGUUUAAUACUGUACAUCCCUAUCCAAAUACCCACAACAAGGCUCUACCAUGCUCCCUAGCACAGAAUGUUUUGGAAAAACCGAUGUGGGGUCAAGUCUCUAAAUGUCCCCCCUUUCUUCACCCUCCUCUCUUCUAGCUGAGUGCCAAUGUGCUGAUCUUCCUGUGCACUAACAUCAUUGGGAUCUGUACCCACUACCCUGCUGAGGUGUCUCAGAGACAGGCCUUCCAGGAGACCAGAGGAUACAUUCAGGCCCGACUGCACCUGCAGAGAGAGAACCAGCAGCAGGUACACCCACACGCACACACUGCGUAAACACCUCCACUGACUGACAAAAAGCAGUAAUUUUGAAGGACAUAUGUAUUAAAUGCAGAUACUAACUAAGCCAGUUUCUUUCUCUCUGUCUUUCUUCUCUCCCAACACUUCAGGAACGCCUCUUGCUGUCUGUGUUGCCUAGGCAUGUUGCCAUGGAGAUGAAGGCUGACAUCAAUGCUAAGAAGGAAGACAUGAUGUUCCAUAAGAUCUACAUCCAGAAACACGACAACGUCAGGUCAGCAUAGACACAAUCAUCCUGGUAACCUCAGUAGCCCUGCCCUGACAACUACAUAUCAAUAACCACAGCAUUACUUGAACAAACCAAACUGACAAGAGCUAUGACCUCUAAAGGCGUCAGCAUGCUUCAGUUCGGCUGCCGUCCAGCCGAAGUCGGCUAGGAGAAUCGAACGAGUGUGCUCGGAUACUCCCUUAAAAGACCUUCGCUUGAAAAACGAGAAAAAAACGCAAUUGUACUUUUUGUCCAUUUUGAGACGCCGUAGCCAAAAUAGUCAGAACUAAUCUAAAAUAACUCAAGAAAUCUGUCUUUAAUUUUGAUGUUUUUGCCGAGGAGAUCUUAGUUGUACAAUUUUACAUCUAACUAAGAUGUUUGGUGCAGUAUUUCUCAAUGAAAAAAUUGCAUGAAAACGAGUUGUCCCUAAUUGAAUGACAACAAAGAAGAAUGUUGACCAAUCACCGACGAAGGGGUUUAGACUUCUGCUCCGAACUUUGGCUUGCCUUUAGAUUUUUUUUUAUUAUGCCCGAACAGUUGAAAAAACCCUCACCGAAUUCCAAAAUGAACAAAAACGUCACAAAAUGUCGUCAUAAUAUAUACACGAGCUCUUCCGAACUGUUUCGCUGGGAAGCAUGCGGACGCCUUAACAUAUAACAUAAUGUUGAUGUGUUUUAUCACUUGACCUCAUUUAACUGCUCUAAGCAAACUACUGUUAGCAUUUCUGUGCCACAUAUUCAACGGUAUCUUUGAUCAAAUAAAGUCUGGGUACUUUUAUAUUUAUUCACACAUGCAGAUCAACAUUCUCAUACACACACACUGUAUAGAGACGCACGCCGACACACACACACAUAUACACACACCCUUACUCAGGGCUUGGCAGAGAGCAGGCUAAUUAACACUAGUAAGGGAAUACUUAAUUACCAGCAGCCAAGAUAAAAUAAUCCCCAAAGAAUGGGAGCUCAAGCCCAGAUUCAAUUACAGCGACUAUACACACACACACACACACACAAACACAAAUACACAAACACAAAUACACACACACACACACACACACACACACACACACACACACACACACACACACACACACACACACACACACACACACACACACACACACACACACACACACACACAGAGAGACUGGCCUCACAGAACAGGAGGAUGAAGGGUCAUCUGAUUAGUUACUGAUCAAUCAAUCCUAUCUCUCUCUUUCUCCUCAGUAUUCUGUUUGCAGACAUUGAGGGUUUCACCAGCUUGGCGUCUCAGUGUACGGCUCAGGAGUUGGUCAUGACGCUCAACGAGCUCUUCGCCCGCUUCGACAAACUAGCAUCGGUAAAUAAGCAUUUCUCUUCACCUCUCUCUUUUCACCUUCCCCCCAUUUUUUUUGAAAAUGUUCUCCGUUAACUACUGUCUUCCCCAUCCAAUUGAAUAUCAUUUGUUCUCUGUCUCGCUAACUGUCAUAACUGCUUUGUCUCUCUGUCUGUAGGAGAACCACUGUCUGCGUAUCAAGAUCCUGGGCGACUGUUACUACUGUGUCUCUGGGCUGCCUGAGCCCCGCGCUGACCACGCCCACUGCUGUGUGGAGAUGGGCGUCGACAUGAUAGAGGCCAUCUCGUGAGUAUGGGGAACGUCUGUGUGUGGGGAGAUGCCAUAUUUUCUAGAUAUGACAAAUCAUAAAAUAUAAAUCAUAAAUGAAUUGCCUCAGCCUGUUGGAGUAUCAUGUGUUUUUUGGAAAGAAAUGUAACAUAAAUCUUCUCUGUGUGUGUGUGCAGGCUGGUGCGUGAGGUGACGGGGGUCAACGUGAACAUGCGUGUGGGCAUACACAGCGGCCGUGUGCACUGUGGGGUGCUGGGACUCAGGAAGUGGCAGUUUGACGUGUGGUCCAACGAUGUCACACUAGCCAACCACAUGGAGGCUGGGGGCAAGGCAGGGUGAGGGAGACACACAUACACACACACACACACACAGACACGCAUACACGUAUGCAUACACGCGCGCGCGCACACAUACACACACACAGACUGACCUUGUGUCCCUCUCCCAGGAGGAUCCACAUCACCAAGGCCACCCUGCAGUAUCUGAAUGGGGAUUAUGAGGUGGAGCCGGGUUUCGGAGGGGAGAGGAACGCCUACCUGAAGGAGAACAGCAUUGAGACCUUCCUAGUGCUGGGCUGCAGCCAGAAACGGGUCAGGGAUAAAAAUACUUCCUAUUCUUGCCAACCACCACACAUACAGUUGUGUGACAGUUUACAGGGCUCUCCAAACACUAGAGAAUUGAGGUUGUUCCACGAAGAGUGCCUUUUGCGUCCCUUUGAUAUUUGAAGUAGACAUUGUGCACCAAUAUAUUUUAAAAGCAUGUUAUAUUAAAUUAAGUGCCCUUUAAUAUAGACCACAUGGAUAAUUCAAUAAAUCUGAUUUUUUAUAUGAAUAAAGACUUGAUAAAGUGGCAAAAUUCUGCAUUUUGACAUGUCACUCUGUGCACCCUCUGUGACUUCUAGGAAGAUUGUAAACUACUUAACCCCAAAAUGUCAAGUCAUUUCUAAAGCCCUUUUCUAAAGCCCUUUUGUGGGGAAAAACUCAUUCUGAUUGGCUGGGCAUAGUUCCCCAGUGGGUGGGCCUGGCUCCCAAGUGGGUGGGCCUAUGCCCUCCCAGGCCCACCCAUGCCUGCGCCCUUGCCCAGUCAUGUUGUCGUGAGGUGACUUACUUUAAUGUAUGACUGUUAUUUAUCGAAUCACCUAACUAUGUUUGUCACUCAAUUAAAUUAAUAAUGUAACAAUUAACUCAUUAGGAAUUUGGGGCACCACGGAAGAAGUUGUUUAACAAGUUACCAUCUCCCGAAGAUAUAUAUAUUUUAUAUAUCGAUAACAGUCACUUAUUAAAUAAUUACCUCUUAUCAGUCUCAUUCUGAAUGUCGCAAAAUCCUUGAACCUGCAAGAACCCUAAAUGUAUUGAUCAAUCAGCAAAACACAAAUUGGCUUAAUUAUUUAUUUACUAACUAACUAAAUAAUACCACAAUACAAACACACACACACAUACACACACAUAGGUUAUUGAUUACUAACGUAAUACAAUGAAAACAGGUCCCUAGUGGACUGGACCAACAAUAGCAUGAAUGCUUGGGUAGAAGGAGGGUCAGAGUGGAAGGGAGAGACAGAGAUUCAAACUAUCGUGGUUACACUCACGGAAAUCAUAAUACUUAUGCAGCCUAAUAACGCUCAUUCGGAUUAGAAAUGCAACAUGUAUUUACGUGUAGCUGUACUCGAUAGUUGAGUUGAUGAGGUAGGACUCUGGUUUGCCCACCAGAGAUCCCAAUGUCCUUUGUAGAGUUUCUUGUCGUAGUAGUGGUUAGAAUAUAUACUUCAGAUGUACCAGCGGUUGUCUGAGAGGGAUUGUCCUCUCCUCUCAUGUCUGUAGUGAAAGUUCUCUAGACGACUAUACAUGCCAGCUGCAGACUGAGAUGAUAAGGUCUGGUGCGUUGUCUUCUUCUUCACCUCGUUUCAACAUUUUGCCAUAUUCAGCUCGCGCUGCAUGUCGGCUGGUCUGUAGAGUUUCAACCAUUUUAAGCCGUGGGGCUUCCUGGUCUACUUGGUCUAACCAUUUUAAGCCGUGUAGCUUCAGCUUCACGCUUCCUGGUCUAAUAGAAAUUCUACCAUUUGCAACAUUCGGCUUAUACCGAAAUCUGCUUGGUCUUCCUUUGGUAAUGGAGUUGUAGUUUAACCCAUUUUGAAGCAUUUAGCUCACACUUCACGUCUGCUGGUCUUGUAGAGUGUCAACCAUUCUAAGCCGUGGGCUUCCUGGUCUGGUAUGAAAUUCAACCAUUUGCAACGUUUAGCUCACACUUCACGUCUGCUGGUCUGAGGUGAAUUUCUUCACGAGGCUUUUUAUGCACUCAGGGUAAAGGGGGCGUGGCCACUGACUGAGAACAAAUCAAUAUGGAAAACAAUCAUCUCAUAUAGAAUGCUAAAAUCACAUUGUUAUCUUCACAAAAGUAUUAUUAUAUUUAAUCAUUCGUUUUAUAUAACAAUUGGAUGCAAACCUCAUAACUGGGAAGUGUACACCCCCAGAGAUACAGUUAUGUUCCACCAUCUUUAAUGACAUCACAACAUAGUAACGAAUUUGACAUGAUUUUUCUUUAAGUCCCCACCAACCAUUUCCCACAUUCUUUUAAGUAGGAAUAUUGUUUCAUUAUCCACUUUUGGAUGUUGGAGUCUUGGCAGGAAAACUUACUUUGUUAACAAAGGGAUUCUCCCAAUACAUCAUGGCAAGGAAGAGAAAGUCUGCACGGUAUUUAUGACCGGUCAUAAAACUGGCCCCCAGGAAAGGGGGUGUUCAAACCUUUGCCUAGCCGGCAUGUUUGAUCCUCAACCCAUGAGUCAUGACAAUGUGAAAUCUAUAGAUUAGGGCCUAAUGAAUUUAUUUUAAUUGACUGAUUUCCUUAUAUGAACUGAAACUCAGUCAAAUCUUUGAAAUUGUUGCAUGUUGUGUUUAUAUUUUUGUUCAGUAUAUAUUUAUUUCUAUAAAAUGUAGAAAUGCGCCGUUUUCACACAGACACUGGUUUGGUGCUGAAGAUAAUGAAUAUGAGGUUGAAAAGUGGCAUAGUUGCUCUUUAACCUAUUGAGAUUAGAUUUUAAAAAAUUUAUGAUAUUGAACAUGUGCCCUUUAUGACAGAAUGUUAAAAUUAAGUGAAAUCAAGGUAUUUUUUGACCAAGUUACUGUUACAGGAGGGGGUCGCAGUUCCGGAGCGACCCACCAGGUGUCAUCCUCCAACACCCUCAGGCACCUCCUCACUCACAGUCUGGACUAAUCAGUAUCCUAUUGGUGUCACCUGUGUCUACCUGUUCACCUGUGUAUUUAUGCCCUCACUUCCCUGUGUUCCCUUGCUCAGUUUUCUCUGUUAGUUUCUCUAUGUCCAGCAGUACUACUCAGUGUCUGAUCAGAGACCUAUGUACAGGUACUUGAGAAAUGUUCUCCCUGUUUCGUUAUUUGUUUCAGUCGUAGGUAGUAUUUCGUAUUUUGGCUGUCAGACGGUUUUUGGAGACUUAUUUGCUCCGCCUUUCUUUUAUCGUGAUAAGUCCGUAUUGUUGUAUUUUGGCUUCGGGACCACAAGUAAAGAUCCUUGUUUCACCAUCUCUGCCUACUGCCUACUGUAUAUCCUGCACCGCACCUGUGUCACACCUCACACCAACCCUUACAGAAAACUGAGCCAAUAUGGACCCAGCGGAGGCAGCACAGUAUCGGAGCGCAUUGGCAACACAGGGAGCUAUGCUGAACCAACACGACCGCAGCCUGCAGCAGAUCAUCGAGAAUCUCCGCCAGCUGAUGAUCGCCGUGCAGGGCCGGGUGGACACACGACCAGCCCCGGCAGCCGGCGGAGCGAAAGCCGCGGCCGCGGCGUCUUCAGUCUCACCUGCGACAUUGCGGGAACCCCGCCUACCACCUCCGGAGAGGUAUGACGGACGUCCAGAGGGCUGCAGGGAAUUCCUCACCCAGUGUUCCCUGAUAUUCAGCCUACAACCCUCCUCCUUCCCGACGGAGCAGGGCCGGGUGGCUUACAUCAUCACUCUGUUGACGGGUCGGGCCCUUUCCUGGGCUACCGCGGAGUGGGAUAGCCAAACUCCAGCGUGCUCCGACUCCUACCAAUUCACCCGGGAGCUACGCAAGGUGUUCGACACCUCUCGGGUGGUGUCGGGACACGAGGCCGGGAGGCGGCUCACGGCCUGUCGGCAGGGUGACCGUUCGGUGGCGUACUACUCCGUGGAGUUUUAGACCCGGGCUCGAGAGGCGGAACCGAAACCCCAACUCCAGAGACUCCCAGACUUUUCUCCCCGUAAGGGUUCAGUGGGCCUGCGCUGCGCGUCGGGAGCAUGCACUGGUGGAUUCUGGGGCCGCGGUAAACCUGAUGGACGCGGGGUUGGCCCAAGGGUGGAGCGUUCCGUUACUCUCCCUCUCCGAGCCGGUUCCGGUCAUGGGCCUGGACGGCCGGCAGUUGGGGUCGGGCUUCAUCACCCGGCGCAUUGUCCCUGUGCGUGUCCGGGUGGCGGGGGGGCUAUGGGAGGAUAUCCAGUUUUUCAUUGUAGACUCUCCAGAGUUUCCCCUCGUCCUCGGGCACCACUGGCUGGUCGCCCACAAACCCCGGAUAGACUGGUCCACGGGGCGGCUCAUCCUGGAGGGAGGCUCCGCCCCCGUCCUGUUCCGGUCUCCACCGACCACUCGUCAGCCCAAACCACCGUCCCAGACCAUCUACCAGUCCUCACCUCUUCCCCAGGGCCCGCACUCCGAACCGCCUACCGCUCUAGCAGCAGUUGCCACUGGGAAGAUGGCGGCUACAGACUACGUCACCGGCCCAGACCUGGCAGGCGUUCCCCGGGAGUAUUGGGAUCUGGGGAAGGUGUUUAGUAAGAGGUGUGCCAAGGGCCUACCUCCUCACAGGCCAUACGACUGCGCUAUCGAUCUCCUGCCGGGCGCCAUGCCCACACGAGGGUGAUUGUUUUUCUUGUCUCGGCCGGAGACGCUGGCCAUGAGGGAGUAUAUCGAAAAGGCUGGCGCGGACUUCUUCUUUGUGGGGAAAAAGGACGGUGGGCAGCGGCCGUGCACUGAUGACGACGGCAUUCGUGUCGUUGCAGGGAGCCCGGGACUUCAUCAAGCUGGACUUACGCAAUGCCUACAACCUGGUGAGGAUUCAGGAGGGGAACGAGUGGAAGACGGCUUUUAACACACCCAGUGGGCAUUACGAGUACCGUCAUGCCGUUCGGUCUAGCCAACAAGCCUGCGGUGUUCCAGGCGUUGGUCAAUGACGUGCUCUGGGACCUCCUCGACUACAGCGUCUUCGUGUAUUUGGAUGACAUCCUAAUAUUCUCAAAGGACAUGAGUGAACACCAGCAGCACGUUCGGAUGGUCCUCCAACGCCUUCUCCAUCACCAGCUCUACGUCAAGGCGGAGAAGUGCGUGUUCCACACAGAGACAGUCUCCUUCCUGGGGUUCAUCGUCACCCAGGGGGACCUACAGAUGGACCCAGCCAAGGUUAGCGCGGUACUGGAUUGGCCCCAGCCCUCAUCCCUCAAGCAACUACAACGGUUUUUAGGGUUCGCUAAUUUUUAUAGGCGAUUUAUUCACAAUUUUAGCUCCCUAGCUGCUCGCCGCUCCCCUGACAGCCCUCACCCAGAAGAGCGUGCGCUCCUUCACCUGGAACCCGAAAGCGAGCGAACCACUAGGUGUCAUCCUCCGACAACCUUAGGCACAUCCUCACUCACAGUCUGGACUAAUCAGUAUCCUAUUGGUGUCACCUGUGUCUACCUGUUCACCUGUGAAUUUAUGCCCUCACUUCCCUGUGUUCCCUUGCUUAGUUUUCUCUGUUAGUUUCUUUAUGUCCAGUAGUACUACUCAGUGUCUGAUCGGAGACCUGUUUCAUUAUUUGUUUCAGUCGUAGGUAGUAUUUCGUAUUUUGGCUGUCAGACGGUUUUUGGAGACUUAUUUGCUCAGCCUUUCUUUUAUCGUGAUAAGUCAGUUAUUUUGUAUUUUGGCUUCGGGACCACCAGUAAAGAUCCUUGUUUCACCAUCUCUGCCUACUGCCUACUGUAUAUCCUGGACCGCACCUGUGUCACACCUCACACCAACCCUUACAAGUUACACAACUCAAAAUGCACUGAAUUGGUGAAACGACCCAUUGGGUUGUCCAUGUUUGCACCACUUUAAUCCACACCAGGGUUUCACCCGUUCAGUUGUCUAACCUCUGUCUCUGUCUGUGCUUUCCUCUGUCUAGAAAGAUGAGAAGGCUAUGAUGGCCAAGAUGCAGAGGACGCGGUCCAACUCUAACGAGGGCCUGAUGCCUCGCUGGGUGCCCGACACAAGGUUCUCCAGGACCAAGGACUCCAAAGUCUUCAGACAGAUGGUGAGACGAGACCUCUCUCUUUCUUGGAUCAUUUGUGUCACUCCUGCUUCUCCCCUACUUGUACUUAUAGUAUCCCAAUAGUCUCACCCAUAAAUGUUACCUCUCUUCAGAGUGCUCUGUGUGUCCCACUACCAGCGUUUUCCAAACUUGGUUCUGAGGACCCCAAGGGGUGCACGUUUUGGUUUUUAUUAUUUGAAUCAGCUGUGUAGUGCUAAGGAAAAAACAAAACACCCUUGGGGUCCCCUGAACCGUGUUUGGGAAACCCUGUAGUAGUCUCUCCAUUAUGUUCCCCAGUGUCUACCGAUUGUCUGUACUGUCUUUCCUCUCUGUCUCCUGAGGGCCAGCUGCAUCUCUCCCCUAGGGCUAAUCCCUCUCUUUUACAUCUCUCGUCUGGGUUUUGUAUGUUGGUUAAUCCUCCUUUUCUUUCUCUUUCUCAGGGGAUUGAUGAGUCGUCCAGCAAAGACAAGUGAGUGGUUAUUGCUCUGAGGAUGUUUGUGAUAUACACAUAUAAACACUCACCUAAAUACACACCCAGGGAGACAGGCUCACGUGCCAAAAUGCACAUUCACAUACUCUAAAGGUCUUACCAUCUUACCUUUCUCUUAUAUCUUUCUACCUCUUCCCUCGCUUCCCUCCCCCUUUCCAGCCGUGGUGCCCAGGAGGCAAUGAACCCUGAAGAUGAGGUGGAUGAGUUUCUGGGGCGAGCCAUCGAUGCCCGCAGCAUCGACCAGCUGAGGAAAGACCACGUCAAGAAGUUCCUGCUCACCUUCCAGACCUCUAGCCUGGAGAAAAAGGUAUCUGCGUACAUAUCCCAGAAUACUCUGGGCUUUAUUUAGUUCAUCCCUGGUGUGUUAUGUAGUUCAUAUUCAUAGUUGAAGUCUGCUGAUAGUUUCCUAAGAUUUGUUUUUUGAAUGAGUUUUGAUCUUUCUCUCUGGUAGUAUUCGAAGAAGGUAGACGAUCGCUUUGGGGGUUACGUGGCUUGUACCCUCCUGGUCUUCUGCUUCAUCUCCUUCAUCCAGAUUGUCAUAUUUCCACAGUGAGUGACACACGCGUACACACACACACACACACAUACACACACACACGUUUCUGAGUCGUCCUGUCUGUGUGUCUCCUCCUGCAGCACCCCGGUCAUGCUGGGGAUCUACAUCAGUAUCUUCAUCAUCCUCGCCAACAUCCUCUUCAUCUGUGCCAUAUAUUCCUGCAUUAAGGUAAGGCCUCCACAACACACACAUCACCUACUGGACACACCCACAUGCAUUCUGGACACUAAACUUUAUUUCCUUUAUUCCUCCGCUCUUGUAGCUGUUUCCAGCUGCGAUGCAGAUAGUGUCAAAGAAGAUAGUCCAGUCUCGUACCAACAGCACUCUGGUGGGGGUGUUCACCAUCAUCCUCGUCUUCAUCUCUGCCUUUGUCAACAUGGUGAGACUGAACAGAUUGACACACACACCUACAGCAAACAUUUUCCCACAAUUUAACAUGUAUGUGUGUGUCUCCUCGGUUGUAGUUUGCCUGUGACACGGAGAGUUUGGUGGACUGCGUCGCCCGGGAGCUGAACACCUCUGUUUCCAUGGUGACACCCUGUCUCAUCCGCAACCUGUCUGUGUCGGUAGAUGGGGGUCUAGAGAUCUGUCCCAGCCAGGGCCCCUCAUGUCCCUUCCCAGAGGUGAGUGGGUGUGUCACUGAUGUCAGGUUGUAUACUGAUGUCUUUAUAAACUCAGCAAAAAAAGAAACGUCCUCUCACUGUCAACUGCGUUUAUUUUCAGCAAACUUAACAUUUGUAAAUAUUUGUAUGAACAUGACAAGAUUCAACAACUGAGACAUAAACUGAACAAGUUCCACAGACAUGUGACUAACCGAAAUGGAAGAAUGUGUCCCUGAACAAAGGGGGGGUCAAAAUCAAAAGUAACAGUCAGCAUUAAGUUCUGCAGUGCAUCUCCUCCUCAUGGACUGCACCAGAUUUGCCAGUUCUUGCUGUGAGAUGUUACCCCACUCUUCCACCAAGGCACCUGCAAGUUCCCAGACAUUUCUGGGGGGAAUGGCCCUAGCCCUCACCCUCCGAUCCAACAGGUCCCAGACGUGCUCAAUGGGAUUGAGAUCCGGGCUCUUCGCUGGCCAUGGCAGAACACUGACAUUCCUGUCUUGCAAGAAAUCAUGCACAGGAUGAGCCUGCAGGAAGGGUACAACAUGAGGGAGGAGGAUGUCUUCCUUGUAACGCACAGCGUUGAGAUUGCCUGCAAUGACAACAAGCUCAGUCCGAUGAUGCUGUGAGUCACUGCCCCAGACCAUGACGGACCCUCCACCUCCAAAUCGAACCCGCUUCAGAGUACAGGCCUCAGUGUAACGCUCAUUCCUUCGACGAUAAACGCGAAUCCGACCAUCACCCCUGGUGAGACAAAACCGCGACUCGUCAGUGAAGAGCACUUUUUGCCAGUCCUGUCUGGUCCAGCGACGGUGGGUUUGUGCCCAUAGGCGACGUUGUUGCCAGUGAUGUCUGGUGAGGACCUGCCUUACAACAGGCCUACAAGCCCUCAGUCCAGCCUUGCUCAGCCUAUUGCGGACAGUCUGAGCACAGAUGGAGCGAUUGUGCGUUCCUGGUGUAACUCGGGCAGUCGUUGUUGCCAUCCUGUACCUGUCCCGCAGGUGUGAUGUUCGGAUGUACCAAUCCUGUGCAGGUGUUGUUACACGUGGUCUGCCACUGCGAGGACGAUCAGCUGUCCGUCCUGUCUCCCUGUAGCGCUGUCUUAGGCGUCUCACAGUACGGACAUUGCAAUUUAUUUCCCUGGCCACAUCUGCACUCCUCAUACCUAAGGCACGUUCAUGCAGAUGAGCAGGGACCCUGGGCAUCUUUCUUUUGGUGUUUUUCAGAGUCAGUAGAAAGGCCUCUUUAGUGUCCUACGUUUUCAUAACUGUGACCUUAUUUGCCUACCGUCUGUAAGCUGUUAGUGUCUUAACAACCGUUCCACAGGUGCAUGUUCAUUAAUUGUUUAUGGUUCAUUGAACAAGCAUGGGAAACAGUGUUUAAACCCUUUACAAUUAAGAUCUGUGAAGUUGUUUGGAUUUUUACAAAUUAUCUUUGAAAGGGGUCCUGAAAAAGGGACGUUUAUGUUCUUUAUAAAUAACAUGUUAAUCUGAUCAUCAAUCAGUUCUCUAUGUCCUUUUCUCCCUCAGUAUUUCAGCUACAGUGUGCUGCUGACCCUGCUGGCCUGUUCAGUGUUCCUCCAGAUCAGCAGUAUAGGGAAGCUGGCCCUCAUGCUGCUCAUCCAGCUCACCUUCCUGCUGCUGAUGGAGUGGCCACAGGUGGCGCUGUUCGACAAUGCUGACCUCUUCGUCACCUCCAAAGCCCUGUGAGUACUGGGGCUGCUUUCAGGAGGGUUCAACGUUGUGGUCAUCGAUGUUUUCUUAUGCAAAUUAAUUUGACUAAACCAUUUUCUUUCUUAUUUUACUCCUCCAGUGAUUUCAAUGAAACAAUUCAAUGGUCCAGUUUCAAUGAAACUACAGACGAGUGGUAAGUUUGGAUUCAAAGCCUUUCUGAAAUGUUUACAUUUACAUUUUAGUAAUUUAGCAGACGCUCUUAUCCAGAGCGACUUACAGUUAGUGAGUGCCUACAUUUUUCAUAUUGAAAUCAUUGUUUUAUAUCUGUGUAGGUGUGUGUAUGAACCAUUUUCUCUGAUCAACUCUGUCUCUCUGCAGUUUGGUUUGUGUCUUUCUUGGUUUUCUUUCUAACUGUUUCUCUCUGACCUCCUGUUCUGUCUCUCUGCAGCCCGUUCAGUGUGACCAAAGUGUCUCUGAGAGUCAUGACUCCUGUGAUUCUCACUGUGUUUGUGCUGGCGCUCUACCUCCAUGCCCAGCAGGUGGAGUCCACUUCACGCCUCGACUUCCUUUGGAAACUACAGGUACCAUGGGCCUACAGGGGGGCACUCCUCUACCUUGACUACAGCAGAACAUAGUGUAGUAUAAGAUGUCCCCCACCUAUCUUAACAUUUUUACCUCAUGUCCUCCCUCCAGGCCACAGAGGAGAAGGAGGAGAUGGAGGAGCUUCAGGCCUACAACCGCCGCCUCCUCCACAACAUCCUCCCCAAGGACGUGGCGGCUCACUUCCUGGCACGUGAGCGCCGUAACGACGAGCUCUACUACCAGUCCUGUGAGUGUGUGGCCGUCAUGUUCGCAUCAAUUUCCAACUUCUCUGAGUUCUAUGUGGAGCUGGAGGCCAACAAUGAAGGAGUGGAGUGUCUUAGGCUGCUCAACGAGAUCAUCGCUGACUUUGACGAGGUAAAGAGGGAGGGAGGAGAGGAGAGGGUAGCCUACGGGAUUUUGGACGCUUAGUGUCAUUGUGAAUUCCGUGUCUUUUGCCCUUUAGUGCAUUUUCAGUUCUAUCAUCGUUGGCCUCAUGCAUUUCAAAUGGUAUACGUUUUUGGUCAGCCUCAAACCUGAGCCUUUGUGUUUUGUCCUACUCUCAGAUCAUCAGUGAGGAGAAGUUUCGUCAGCUGGAGAAGAUCAAGACCAUUGGCAGCACCUACAUGGCCGCCUCGGGCCUCAAUGAUUCCACCUACGACCGUGAGGGCCGCUCCCACAUUACGGCUCUGGCCGACUACGCCAUGAGACUGAGGGAGCAGAUGAAGUACAUCAACGAGCAUUCCUUCAACAACUUCCAGAUGAAGAUAGGUGAGGGGAAACAGUCUGAAAAAGCUAAAAAAAGCUUUAAAUAAGCUAGCUGAGGUUAAAUAAUAUCACAUGAAGUUCUGAAACACAGAGAGGAUUGAGUGGGAUAGGAACCAGUGUGGCAGACCAAAGAGAGAGUUGGUUAAUAGGAAACGGAGUAGAAUAUGGUUGGAUGCAUGAGUUUGGUAUGAAUAACCAUUAUUUUUAUGAAUCUAUGGUCCGUCUCUCUUUUCUCAGGUCUGAACAUUGGGCCAGUGGUGGCAGGGGUGAUUGGAGCACGGAAGCCACAAUACGAUAUCUGGGGGAACACGGUCAACGUGGCCAGUCGCAUGGACAGCACAGGAGUCCCCGACCGCAUUCAGGUAUGGAGGAUGUCAAUCAGUUAACACUCAGUAGGUCAUACCCCGUUCCUAAUAAGCAUAGUGUAUGCCGCUCAAAAUGCAUUUUAGUCAACAACCCCUUGUUUCUGUUACUAAUUUUUCCACUCACUCCUCAGGUUACCACGGACCUCCACCAGGUGCUUUCAGAUAUAGGAUAUGUUCUGGAGUGCCGUGGUGUCGUUAAAGUCAAGGGCAAAGGGGAAAUGACGACCUACUUCCUGAAUGACGGACCGCCCAAUAGUUAGCAGCCGUGGCAGCACUAGCCGGGACCAUUCCCGCGGCAACACUACUGAGGGAGGACUCGCACUGCGAGCUAGCGGCUAACAACUAGCGACGCCAUCACUUGAAACCCGAGCCAAGAGAAAGACUUUGAGACUCCAGGACUUGAGAAGGAAAUUGUUCUUGUUGAGAAGGAAAGUCUACUUGUGUGGCAGCCAUGUUUUGGCGCCCGCAUACAUGGAAGGACUAGUGUUUUUCUCAUGUCUAGCCUCUCUCUCAGGCUACUUUAAAGAUGCAAAGUCUGUUUAUUUAAAACAACGCCUUUAGCCUGUGUCAGAAAAAGAAAAAGGCUGUACAUAAGGCUACUUUCUAUUUGACUUCAUUUUGUGUGAUUUUUUUUUUUUUCGUUUUUUUUUUUUCUUCUGCAGAAUUAUGA